AUGGUGUCUCCCGAAUUCGUCGACUUCUUUCGGCAACGAAAACUCAAUGAUGGACUCUUAAUGAGGUUGAAGAUGACGUUGUUGUCUGUGAAUGCGGUGCUUGAAGAUGCGGAGGACAAACAAUUUACAAAGCCAAAUGUGAAAGAGUGGCUUGAUGAGUUGAAAGAUGCUGUCUAUGAUACAGAGGACAUCUUCGACAAGAUUGCUACCAAAGACUUGCGACGGAGGGUGGAUGCUGAAUUUGGAACCAUUGUAAGUAAGGUAUCUAACCCUAUCUCUACUUCUCGUUUUGUCAAGAAGGUAGAAAGGAAGAUAGAAGAGCUACUUGAUAGACUUGAUUUUUUAGUAAAACAAAAGGAGAACAUAGGUCUAAGAGAUGAUGUUAGAGGGAAUCCAUCGGAAAGGCUACCCACAACUUCUUUGAUUGAAGAAUCUAAUAUUUGUGGUAGGAAUCAUGAUAAGGAAGCGAUAAUUAACUUCUUGUUCUCUAAUGAUGUGAGUGACAGUGAGAUUGGUGUGAUUGCUAUAGUUGGCAUGGGGGGAAUUGGCAAGACCACCCUUACUCAGUUAGUAUAUAAUGAUAACAGGGUCAAGGAGAACUUUGAACUCGAAGUAUGGGUUUGUGUUUCGGAUCCAUUUGACGUGUUCGUGGUAAUGAAAACAAUUCUAGAGGAAGCAGGUUCAUCUGCUAAUGCUGAUAGUAAGAAUCUAAAUCAGCUUCAAAUUAAACUCAAUGAGACGUUGACAUCAAAGAAGUUCUUACUUGUUUUAGAUGGUGUUUGGGAUACGAAUCCUGCCAAGUGGGAGGUCUUAAGUAAUGCUUUUAAAUCUGGGGCACUAGGAAGUAAGGUUAUUGUAACAACACGCAAUUUUGAGGUUGCAAGAGUCAUGCAAGCCGGUGCAACUCAUUGUUUAAAGGAGUUAUUAAAAGAAGAUUGUUGGUCAUUAUUUGCAAAAUAUGCAUUCAAUAAUGGUAACUCUGAUGCAUAUCCAAAACUAGAAGCAAUAGGAAGACAAAUUGUAAAAAAGUGCAAAGGUCUACCUUUAGCAAUCAAGGCGAUUGGGGCUCUCUUGCGGUCUAAAUUAGAUCUUGAUGAAUGGGAUAAGGUAUUGAGAAGUGAAUUAUGGGAUUUAUCAAUUGAAAAGACAGGCAUCCUUCCUGCACUAGGAUUAAGUUAUAAAUAUCUUUCAUCACAUCAAAAGCGAUGCUUUGCAUACUGUUCCAUAUUCCCCAAGGAUUAUGCUUUUAAAAAAUAUACAUUAAUCUUAUUAUGGAUGGCGGAAGGUUUCUUGCCGCAGGCCAAAAACAAAACAAUGGAAGAAGUUGGUGAUGAUUACUUCCUUGCUCUUGUAUCAAGAUCAUUAUUUCAACAAUCCAAUCGAAAUGAAUAUAUAAUGCAUGAUCUUGUCAGCGAUCUAGCAAAAUUUAUAUAUAAACAAUUCGCUUUAAGCCAUGAAGAUGUCUGUUCUCGUGAAAUUCUAAGCAACACUCGUCAUUUCUCGUAUUCUUGCAUAACAUUUCAUAUUAAGGAGUUUGAGGCCUUUCACGAGGCUAAGAGGUUGCGCACUGUCUUAGAAUUAAAUUAUGAUGUUGCGUUUGUUACAAAUUAUGCUUUUGUGUAUCGCAAUUCAGAUGUUGUAUCCCAAUUUUUGUUACCGGUGUUAAGAUGCUUACGUGUACUCUCUCUAUCUCAUUAUUACUGUAUAACUGAGUUGCCAUAUUCAAUUGGCAAAAUGAUACACCUACGUUAUUUGGACCUUUCUUACACUCAGAUUAAAAGGUUACCUGAUUCCAUAUGUGAGCUGUGCAAUUUGCAAACACUGAAUUUAUCACAUUGUACGAAUUUUGCUGCCUUUCCAAGAGAUAUGCAUAAACUCAUUAAUUUACGUCAUCUUGAUAUUACUGCAACUUUAUGCAUUAAGGCGAUGCCAAGACAUAUGGGUAGACUAAAAUGUCUUCAGACAUUAACUAAAUUUAUCGUUGGCAAACAUAGUGGAUUUUGCAUUGGAGAGUUAGAAAAACUUACAAAUCUUCGGGGAUCACUUUCUAUUUUGGAGCUCCAAAAUGUUGAAUCUCCUACAGAUGCUAAGGACGUAAACUUGAGGGAUAGGAAGUACCUCGAACAGUUGGUAUUGAACUGGAAAGUUGAUACUAAUGCUUCAGAAAAUCAUAUGCUUGUACUUGAUAGUCUCCAGCCGCAUUCAAACUUGAAAAGCCUCGUUAUUGAUGGCUAUGGUGGUAAGAGAUUUCCAAACUGGAUAGGGCAUCCUUCAUUCUCUAAUAUAGCAUCUCUUCGUCUAGAAUACUGUAACCACUGUUUCAGCUUGCCACCGCUUGGGCAAUUGGCCUCUCUUGAGAAAUUGUAUAUACAAGAUUGUCCACAAGUUGAGUCAUUUCAUGAAAGGGGUUUGCCUUCCAAUUUGAAUGAAAUUUACAUCUACAAUUGUGACAAACUCUUUGCAAGCCGGAUGGGGUGGGGUUUACAAAAACUCCCGUUUCUUAGAAGAUUCAAAAUAUGCGGCAAAUCUAAAAAUGUGGAGUCCUUUCCAGAGGCGGGUGUGCUGCCCACCAGUCUUACCUAUCUUCGCAUCGAAGGCUUUCCAAAUUUGAAAUAUUUGGACAAGAAGGGGCUUCGACACCUCACUGCUCUUGAAGAAUUGAAUAUCUGGGACUGCCCUAAGCUCGAGUGCAUGCCAGAAGAUGAGAUGCCUACUUCCCUUUCUACUUUAAGGAUCUACGAAUGUACGAGAUCGGGGUUGCUUGAUGUUGCUGACAGGUUCAAGUCUCAUGGAGGCUCCUCUAAGAACCCUGAAAUGGUAAACGUUCUGCUGAGGUAUCUUUUUGCUUUGGCAGCAAACUCCACUACUGCAAGUAUUCCAACUGGUGAUUCAAAGUUUGUCAUUAUGGGUACAAGUGAAGCCUUAGAAUUAAAGAAGGUCUUAGUCAAACUCUCCUCUAAACGACUAGAAGCCACUCAUGGUAUGCGAUCAUGUGGGUUGCAGCACAAUUCUAUGCCUAGUGAGUCUGAUGGUGGAAAGAAGUUGGAUGUGAAGUAUUUCAAAGAAAAAUCCUCUAUGCCGAGGUCUCACAAGCGUGGAGCUCCAAACUUGAUGAAAUAUCAAAUAGUGAAGAAGCAAAUGAUUGAUCGUAGUUUGGGUUCAGAGUGUUCCACCAAUUUGAAACAAUAG
Messenger RNA from Corylus avellana, 3189 nucleotides. The record is from RefSeq and is a predicted model, not a curated record. NCBI's taxonomy places the organism in Eukaryota, Viridiplantae, Streptophyta, Magnoliopsida, Fagales, Betulaceae.